Molecule: messenger RNA, 408 nt
Organism: Nematolebias whitei (Rio pearlfish)
Lineage: Eukaryota; Metazoa; Chordata; Actinopteri; Cyprinodontiformes; Rivulidae
Product: histone-lysine N-methyltransferase SETD7-like
Exons: 3
Coding region: 1-408 (135 amino acids)
Source: RefSeq, a predicted model, not a curated record
AUGAGCACCUUGGAGGGUUUUUAUGUGGAUGAUGCUCUGCAGGGUCAGGGGGUGUACAGGUACGAAGACGGGGGUGUUCUCAAUGGGACAUAUGUGGACGGCGAACUCAACGGGCUAGCUCAAGAGGUGGAUGGAGAGGGUCGCCUGGUGUUCAGGGGCCAAUACAGAGACAACACCCGCUGUGGGGAAUGCUGGGUGUACCACCCUGACAGGGGCUGUGUGUUUGGGGAGGUGAACAAAGAUGGAGAAAUGACCGGUGACUCUGUAGCCUACAUUUACCCAGAUGGCUGCACGGCUCUGUUAGGAAGCUUUGUGGAUGGGGUCUUAAUCAGGGCUCACCUGGCCACACUGAACUUCCAGCAGACUGGAAAACCACACUUUGAAAUCCCACCCAACAGUAAGUACUGA